This is a messenger RNA of Odontomachus brunneus, 5227 nucleotides long. Its product is annotated as glycogen phosphorylase-like. The record is from RefSeq and is a predicted model, not a curated record. Gene Ontology annotation, biological process: glycogen catabolic process. Gene Ontology annotation, molecular function: glycogen phosphorylase activity; pyridoxal phosphate binding. NCBI's taxonomy places the organism in Eukaryota, Metazoa, Arthropoda, Insecta, Hymenoptera, Formicidae. Gene Ontology annotation, cellular component: cytoplasm.
CCGAAUAUCGUUGAACACCGCGCGACUAGGCAUUUGCCGGUUCCGUGCUGUGUAGCUUACGAGUGAGUCGCAGCCGCGACGACCUCUCGUUCGAGUUUCGUUCGUUCAGCCGACGACAACGACGAGGACGCACGUGAGAGACGGUUUCGCGCAUCCUCGGAGCCAACUAAAGAGAGAGAGAGAAAGGAGAGAGGGAGAGAGGAGGCCAUAGCUCGCGAGAGACGCGGCGCGACGCGACACGACGCGGUAACGAGCAGCAACGGAAGGCGACGCCGGUGAGUCAGGAUAGCAAGGACGUCGGAUGUGCCCCACUGAGGAGCCGCCGGCAGAAACGACAACGACAGCAGGUGGGAGUAGCAGCAGCGCUCCUCGUAGUACCUGGCUUUGAUGAGAGUAGGGAGCGUCGCGCAACAUAUCGCGCAACGUCGUGCAAAAGGAUCGAAGCUUGAACGCUGUCAGCCAGCUCACACUCACCCGCCUCGAUCGGUGAGUCAUCGUUAGCCGCCAAUCCCCGCCAACGACUCAGCGAUUCGCUGAGUCCUCCCGAGGACAUGGAUUCGCGGAUUCAGGACGCGCCUAACAACGUGCUUCUCAAGAGGGAUCACGAUUCCGUCGACGACUUCGAGCAUCUCGGUCACGACUCCGGCUCACCGGACGAUCGUUCGGAGCAACAACAUCAACAGCAGCAGCAACCGCCGCCGCGGCUGGUCGACCCGCCACGUGUCGACGACCUGCUGCACAUCGGCGACUCCUUCCAGGGAGCGGACAACAUACUACCGAGCGCGCUUCUCGUCGACAGCGACGUCAACGCGAAGCCCGUGCCCGCGACACCGCCGCCUUCUGCGGACUUCGAGAAGUGCGAGGCCAUGGCGCAGUCGUCGGAUCCGUUCCAGCGGCCACUGGACCCGGUCGAUCCCAAGCUGGCUAGCAUGGCGUUCGUCGAGACCGAGCGAACUUAUCAGCCAGCAGCCGCGCACCAGCUUCAUGACGGCGAUGACGACGAAAAGAUGCACCUAGAGUCGCCGCCACCGCCCCCGCUGUUGCCGACCUCGUUCGCUGAUCCUCCGUCAUCAGACGUGAAAGCCGCCGACAUGGACAACCAAGUCGACGACGAAGUCGGCUUCGAGGAACGCGCAGAUACCACGGCCGUUGCCGAUCAAGGAAAGUGGCACGAGCGCGAGAUCACUCCGCCGAGCAGCGCCAAACCUUUCGACGAGGAUUUCGUGCGUUUUGUCAAGUCGUCGGUGUUGCCAGCACCGGAGAAAUCGCCGCUAUUGGAUUUCCUCGGUGAUGACGAGACCGCGCCGGCCAAGCCAGACGAUGUCAAGAAUAUCAUGGACGACGACUCGUGGAACGUGGUGGAAAAGACGGACGUGAAGCGGGAGCAGCCAAAGGAGCUGGAACCGCCGACGAAACCGUUGCCACCCUUGCCGAAGGAGGCGGAAUUGCUGGAGACCGCGCACCACGACAAGUACGAGACGUCCAGUGACUUCCUACUCGGCGAAGCUGUCAAGCCGUCCGCGCCACCGCCACCGCAGCCACGUUCUGUCAACUCGGAGCCCGAAAACACAAAGCGACGAGAAAUUCCGAAGCCCAAGGAACUCGAUUAUAUCUACCCUCGCUCAGUCGUCUGCAAGAAGGAGGAGUUCGAGAUCGCGCCGAAGGAGAUAUUCAGAGACAUUGGGCUCGACGCAUGGUUUAACCCUGAAAGACUGAACCCACGAGUGGCGGCUCUGAUAUACUGGCGCGAUCCCAAAACUUCGGGAAUAGUGUUUGGUGUGGUAUUAGGUGUGCUGCUGUCAUUGGCCUAUUUCAGCCUGAUUAGCGUGUUCGCUCAUCUAUCGCUUUUAGUCCUCGGCGGAACUAUUCUUUUCCGUAUCUACAAAACCGUUCUUCAAGCUGUCCAGAAGACUUCGGACGGUCAUCCGUUCAAGGAUAUUCUUGACCUGGAUUUGGCGUUACCGGCUGAGAAAGUGCACGAAUUUGCAGACGUCGCGGUUGCACACGCUAACGCUGCUGUUAGUGAAUUGCGCAGGCUGUUUCUCGUCGAAGACUUUGUCGAUUCUCUCAAGUUCGGCGUUCUCUUAUGGUGUCUCACCUACGUCGGUUCUUGGUUCAAUGGCAUGACUCUCAUCAUAAUCGGUAAGUAUUUUCUCAUUGCAUUUUGCUGCCCACCCUGCAAGCGCUAUCAAUUUAACGUGUUAAAUGUUUACCUCUUUUCAGGCGUGGUCGCUCUCUUCACGCUGCCUAAGAUCUACGAAACGAACCAGGAACAGAUCGAUCAGAAUCUGGCCUUGGUACAGGCGAAAAUCAACGAGAUUACCGCCAAAAAGAUCACCAUGUCGAUAUCAGACUCCGACCACGAGAAGAGGAAGCAGAUCUCAGUGCGCGGCAUCGUCGACGUCGAGAAUGUAACGAAUUUCAAGAAGACCUUCAACAGACACCUUCACUACACCCUGGCGAAGGAUCGCAAUGUCGCCACGACCCGCGAUUAUUUUUUCGCUUUGGCCCACAGCGUCAGGGACAACCUGGUGUCGCGAUGGAUCCGCACGCAGCAGCACUACUACGAGAAAGAUCCCAAGAGGGUAUAUUAUCUAUCUCUGGAAUAUUAUAUGGGAAGAUCACUGCAAAAUACGAUGAUUAAUCUGGGAAUACAAGGAGCAUGCGACGAGGCGAUGUAUCAGAUGGGGUUGGACAUCGAGGAAUUAGAGGAGAUGGAGGAAGAUGCUGGACUCGGUAACGGAGGUCUAGGUCGUCUAGCCGCCUGCUUCUUGGACAGCAUGGCCACGUUGGGAUUGGCCGCUUACGGCUACGGAAUACGUUACGAAUACGGUAUAUUUGCGCAGAAAAUCAAGCACGGCGAACAAGUAGAAGAACCGGAUGACUGGUUGAGAUACGGCAACCCGUGGGAAAAAGCUCGACCAGAAUAUAUGUUGCCUGUUAAUUUUUACGGGAACGUGAUUGAUACUCCUGAGGGAAAGAAAUGGGUGAAUACGCAGAUUGUAUUUGCGAUGCCCUACGAUAAUCCAAUUCCCGGCUACAAAAACAACGUUGUUAACACCUUGAGACUCUGGUCUGCAAAGUCACCAGUAGAGUUUAAUUUGAAAUUCUUUAACGACGGUGACUAUAUACAGGCUGUAAUCGAUCGUAAUCUAGCGGAGAACAUCUCCAGAGUUCUUUAUCCUAACGAUAACUUCUUCGAAGGCAAGGAGCUCCGAUUGAAGCAAGAAUACUUUAUGGUAGCCGCAACAUUGCAGGAUAUUACUCGACGAUAUAAGUCUAGCAAGUUUGGUUCAAGGGAACAUCAUAGAACAGACUUCAGUGCUUUUCCCGAUAAAGUGGCGAUUCAACUAAAUGACACGCAUCCCUCUCUGGCUAUUCCCGAGUUGAUGAGAAUUCUCGUGGACGUGGAGAAACUUCCCUGGGAUGAGGCUUGGGAUAUUACAACACGUACAUGUGCUUACACAAAUCACACCGUUCUUCCUGAAGCGCUGGAACGAUGGCCUACUAGUAUGUUGGAGUGCAUCUUGCCGAGGCACUUGCAAAUUAUUUACCAGAUAAACCAUUUGCACCUUGAAAGGGUUGCGGCUAAGUAUCCUGGUGACUUUGAUCGCCUUCGUCGAAUGUCCCUGAUUGAAGAGGACGGUGAAAAAAGGGUUAACAUGGCGCAUCUAUCGAUUGUUGGUAGCCACGCUAUAAACGGAGUUGCUCGUAUACAUUCGGAAAUCCUCAAAGAUAGCGUUUUCCGAGACUUUUACGAACUGGCACCGGAAGAAUUCCAAAACAAAACGAACGGGAUCACACCGAGAAGAUGGCUGCUACUCUGCAAUCCAAAUCUAUCAGAUAUAAUUGAAGAAAAAAUUGGCAGUGAAUGGACGGUCCACCUGGAGCAGUUGUCACAGCUAAAGAAAUGGGCAAAGGAUCCCGUAUUUCAACGUAACGUUGUUAAGGUUAAACAGGAGAACAAACUACGAUUAGCCCAGAUAUUGGAGAAAGAGUAUGGCGUUGAAGUUAAUCCUGCAUCUAUCUUCGACAUUCAGGUGAAACGCAUACACGAAUACAAGCGACAGUUGUUGAACUGUCUGCACGUCAUCACCCUGUACAAUCGAAUAAAAAGAGACCCGUCUGCGCCAUUUGUCCCCAGAACCGUGAUGAUAGGCGGCAAGGCCGCGCCAGGUUAUCACCUAGCGAAAAAGAUCAUCAAGCUUAUCUGCAGCGUCGCCAAAAUCGUCAACAACGACCCGAUCGUCGGCGACAAGCUCAAGCUGAUCUUCCUUGAGAAUUACCGAGUAACCUUGGCCGAAAAGAUCAUUCCCGCCGCGGACUUGAGCGAACAGAUUUCGACUGCUGGCACCGAGGCAUCUGGCACCGGUAACAUGAAGUUUAUGUUGAACGGUGCGUUGACUAUCGGCACUUUGGAUGGCGCGAACGUAGAAAUGGCUGAGGAAAUGGGCAACGAGAAUAUCUUUAUAUUUGGUAUGACGGUGGAUGAAGUGGAAGCUUUGAAGAAGAAAGGUUACAACGCGUACGAUUACUACAACAAAUUGCCAGAAGCGAAGCAGUGUAUUGAUCAAAUCCAAGGAGGAUUCUUCAGUCCGAAUAAUCCCGAUGAAUUCCGAGACAUUGCGGAUGUGCUGCUCAAGUGGGAUAGAUUCCUGCUUUUGGCCGAUUUCGAGAGUUAUAUAAAGAUGCAGGAACGCGUCAGCCAAGUCUAUCAGGACGAAUGUAAAUGGGUGGAGAUGGCGAUUCACAACAUAGCAUCGUCGGGAAAAUUCUCGUCAGAUCGUACAAUUGCGGAGUAUUCGCGCGAGAUAUGGGACGUAGAGCCGAGCUGGAAGAAACUUCCAGAUCCGCACGAGCCUCGCGACAUUUAAAUACGUUGACGUAAUUACUUUUUCAUAAUAUGUUCCGAUACACGUCCGUUUCCUUCCGCGACUAACUCUGUCCAGUCGUCACAGACAACAACGAACUUUAAGUCAAUAACUGACGCCGUUCAGAUCGGUCGCGCUAAAGUAAUAGAGACUAUAUCGUGUGUGAGGACACGUAAUCUGAUUUCUUAUAUUCUAUUAUAUAUUCUAUGGAUAUAUAUAUAUAUUUUUUUUUUUUUUCAGGAAUACGAAAUUUUUAACGAUGAACACUCGCGCUUGCUUAAAUAUGUCACAUAUCUUUCGAGAGAUUUACUGUUAAUAUUCUUCCAUGUUCAAAUAUACAUACUCGUUACAAUGAC